AUGGACCCAACACAGAAGUCUAAUCCAACCUUUAUCCCAGAGUCUUCACAAAUACUCACCAAAGAAAAUUCCCGGGAUAAUUCAGGAGCCUCUCGAAACUUCUCCAAGAUAUUGAUAAAGAACCUUAGUAAGCUGACUCUCAAUGCUAGUACUGAAUUCCCUUCCCCUCUACCAGAAGGGUCACUUUGACAGUCUACAGGAGCAGCAAUCCUCAGGGAAAUCAGAGAUGACUCGUCUUACAGGAGGGGAGGAGUAAGAACAUCAUUACUGUCUGUGCAGAGAGAAAGAAUGGCAAGAUUCACAUACAUGUUACUCGGCAGAGGUUCUAGGCAGCAUGAAAGAACACUAAGGAACACUGGGCUUAAGGGAGUUAAGAAUGCAUCAAGAAGAGGAAUAUUCAAAUGUCCCUGCAGUUUCUGCGUGUCUAGCGGAUGGGAUCCUUCUGAAAAUGCUAGAAUAGGGAAUUGUGACACCAAGCCACUUUACCCAUAA
Callithrix jacchus (white-tufted-ear marmoset) is the source of this 492-nucleotide messenger RNA. NCBI's taxonomy places the organism in Eukaryota, Metazoa, Chordata, Mammalia, Primates, Cebidae. The record is from RefSeq and is a predicted model, not a curated record.